Symbiodinium necroappetens is the source of this 888-nucleotide messenger RNA. The record is from the annotation of a GenBank genome assembly. NCBI's taxonomy places the organism in Eukaryota, Dinophyceae, Suessiales, Symbiodiniaceae.
AUGGGUGCUGCAAGUGGCCUGGCCGAUCGUUGCCGGGACUUGCAGCACCGGGCUGCAGUGUUGAACCUCGAGCUGGACUCCCUCAAGAAAGGUGCCAGGCAAAAACGGCAAGCGAUGGAGGAGUGCUCCAGGGACGCUCGUGAUCUUGCCCAAAGACUGGAGUUGGCGGAGAAGGACCAGCCGGGUUCGACGCUGUUGGUGGAAGCUGAGGCUGCGGACUUGCACUCCGACUUCAAGGCCGAGGUGGUCUCUCUUUUGACUGAGAGAAGUGAGCUCAGGGAGUCGCUCCAGAAACAGAAGGAAAUGGCAGAGCUGCAGCAGCUGCUUGCUGACGAGAGGAUGCUGCUGGAGAAACGCCGGAUGUCUGCAGCUGACAUGCUGCGUGAAAUCGCAGACUUGGAGGAGCAGGCAGACGACCUCGAGCGAAACAGUCAACGUGUCCUUGGCGAGAUGCGCAACUCAUUGGAGAGGCUGGCGAUGCAGGUUGAAGAGCUGCGCCGCGCCAAGGAUCAGGCCGAGGAUUGGCUUGGGGCAGUCUGGGCAGCUUUGAACCAGCAACGACGAGAGCAGCUGCUGCUUCACCAGCGAGUAAAGGAAGAGGAUGAUUGGGCAGGUCGUCUGCAAGAUCGGACAGAGUCGCUAGUGGUCGAGCUGCAAGUGCUUGAGAAAGAGACACAAGCGCAACAGAGAAUCCCGGAAACAGCGGAAAAGGAAACGUUUCGCUCGCUGGCGCUGCUGCAGCAGAGCAGGAAAGAUGCUCGCCAAGCUCUGUCUCGUCAGUUGGCUCGAGGCCGUCAGGUGCAAGGUUCUCUGAAAGAGGCCGAGACCCAGCAGAUCUCCCUGCUGGAAAAUUUGCGACCGGUGAGGCCGAUGCUGACCCCUAAUUGA